AGGUGAAAGUGAAAGUGUUUUCUGCUGGUAUAAAUAUCUGUAUAGUCACUGCGUGCUGAGGUAUAAACUGCUCUGUUUAGUCUCUGGACUCACAUUCUGCCUUUGACUUCGUCUUCAAGUUCAACAACAGAUAUGGGAGGAUGGUUCAGUUCACCCCCUCCACCCGAUCCACUUUUUGGUGACCCAUGGAGGACAGUAAACUGGGGAGACAAGCAGAAAGCUCUGCAGGAUGUAAAGGACUAUGAACCUCGGACUGAAGGCCGGCAGCUCAGGAUUCUUCUUCAUGGACUGGUUGGAGCUGGAAAGUCCAGUUUCAUCAACUCCGUCCAAAGUGUCUUACAGGGCAGAAUGUGCACCAAGGCUCUGGUUGCUAACACCUCUCAUUCCAGUUUCACCAAGAAGUACACGACCUACCAGUUUGAAAAGGACGGCCUGGACACCUUUUACCCUUUUGUCAUCAAUGACAUGAUGGGCAUGACAAACAGCAACUACAGAAACAGAAAAGUCCAUGUGAAAGAUCUCAAGCGGGCGUUGAAGGGACAUGUGAAGGACAGUUACACGUUCAAUCCUGAAUCUAAGUUAACGAAGGAUGAUCCAUACUACAACAAUGCCCCAAAUGUCAACGACAAAGUGCAUGUUCUGGUUUCUGUCAUCGAUGCUGACACAGUAGCUCGGAUGGAUGAUAAAGUUCUGACUGCAUUGUGGGAAAUCAGAGAGGAGGCUAGUGAUCUGGAGCUUCCACAAGUAGCCAUCUUCACCAAAAUUGAUGUGCUCUGCCCUGAGAUCAAAAAAGAUGUGAGGAAUGUCUACAAGAGCAAGGAACUGAAGAAAACGAUGGAGAAGUUCAGUAAAGAAGUUGGCAUCCCAAUGAACUGCAUCUUCGCCGUGAAGAACUACCAUGAAGAAGUCAAGCUCAACAAUGACACCGACGCUCUAAUCCUGAGCACACUGAGCUGCAUCAUCAACUCUGGAAAUGACUUCCUCCAAAUGAUAGAUGUUGAGGAAUGAUUCUUAAAUGCAUGACUGGCAGUUUAAGUGAAUAUGCACAUGUCCAUCUAAAACAUUGAUUUUGACUCUUUUAAAUUCUGCCACCUGCGAGCCUCAGAGCUUCACCGCUGAAUAGCAGGUAUUAACACAAAGCCAAUGGUUGCAUUGUGGAAGUAUGUGGACCAAAUUAAGUAGUAAUGUAUACACUGCUAUUUAGUUACUAAACUUCUUCUUUUUCACAAUUUCAUCAUUUAAGCUUCUAAGAAAUCAAUUGCUUUGAACAGGCUUUAGAUUUAAGCCCUGUAGUUCAAAUGUUAUAGCUCACUUAACAUUACUCUCCUUGCUGAAGUUAGCCAUGCUAACACUUACAGUACAACAUACAGUAGCCACUUAGCAUUUGCUUUUUAGCUUGCAAAAUUAGCUGUGAAGAUAUGUAAUAUGACUAAUACUAGAUUAACAUAGUAAUACUUAUUGGUAAUUGUACAUUUAACGCUCCUUUGCCAUCAACUGGUGUCCCACAGGGCUCUAUACUGGUCCCAAUUCUGUUUAGCAUGUACAUUAAUGAUCUUCCUUCUGUGUGGAAAAAGUGAUAUAUCUUAACUUUUACUCACAUUAAAACUACAGAAGAGGUUGCCACCAAGCUGACAGAUGUUGAAGGUCACAUCCUGACUUAACCAAUGUUCUUUGCAAUCGAAUGUGUUGAGAACAGUUUGUAUGUUUUUCUCCAAAGGCCACAGCCGAGUUGUAGAGCGAGAUGUUCUCAUCUCAGGAGAGCAACUACAAACUGUCCCAGAAAACAAAUAUUUAGGAGUACACGUAGAUUUAAACCUGAACUUCAAAACUAACAUAAAAAAGGUCAUAAUAAAGUUAUGACAUCAGUAGCUUCCCAUCAACCGAGGCGGCUAAACUGUACUUCCAAUCAGUGGUUGAGCUAUUCCUUGUUAUUGGAUAAUAACCACUGUAUUGUUUAUGUUUUUAUCACAAUGUAGUAUAUUCUUAACUAGUUCAUGUAUCGUAUCAUAGUUAUUAUUCCAGGAUGCCUAACAGCAUCAGGCAAAGGCACUACCGAUGAAAACUAGCCUUCAGCUAACUCAGGUGCAUUUACAUUUGUCUGAAUGUUGUCCUUUUUCAAAUAAAUAAAUUGAAUUAACAGCAACAGAAUUAAUGUCAAUCGUCAUUAA
Molecule: messenger RNA, 2168 nt
Organism: Anoplopoma fimbria (sablefish)
Lineage: Eukaryota; Metazoa; Chordata; Actinopteri; Perciformes; Anoplopomatidae
Product: interferon-induced protein 44-like
Exons: 8
Coding region: 133-1008 (291 amino acids)
Source: RefSeq, a predicted model, not a curated record